AUGGCGACCCGCGCUGCUGCCGACCAAGCCACUCGUGCCGUGACCGACACUGCGGCUCAGGCCUCUCGUAAUGUUCGUGUGACUUUGGCCAAGGACCCCAAGCUGGGCCCGCUUUUGACGAUUGUGGCUGCCACUGUGGGUGCGGCGCUGUCCGUCAGUGCCACCAACUUCCGUCAUGCCGAUACUCGCCACCGUGACAUGCGCAAGGACAUCAUCUCAGAUGAGACCAUGGCGGCCAUGCCUGAGCGUGCCAAGGAGGCUGGCGAGGGCUUCCUCCGCAGCAUUUUGUACAUUCCCGGCUACGGUGACAACUUUGAGCAGACCGACUUUGUAUAA
This is a messenger RNA of Monosiga brevicollis MX1, 336 nucleotides long. RefSeq lists its product as uncharacterized. The coding region runs from base 1 to 336 and encodes 111 amino acids. The record is from RefSeq and is a predicted model, not a curated record. The transcript has a single exon. NCBI's taxonomy places the organism in Eukaryota, Choanoflagellata, Craspedida, Salpingoecidae.